CUGUGGUCCAUCAGUCGCACUGUCACCUGCAAAGAAAACACGAACAAUAUGAAGACCCUUAUUGUACUUGCCCUGCUGAUAGCUGCCGCGUCGGCGCUGCCACAAUUCGGAUUUGGUCGUCCUGGAUUUGGUGGCCCAGGAUUUGGCGGUGGAUAUGGUGGAUUUGGCGGUGGAUAUGGUGGAUUUGGUGGCCGCCCUGGAUUUGGUGGCGGAUUCGGUCCCGGCUAUGGUGGAUUUGGAGGCCGCCCUGGAUUUGGUGGUCCUGGCUUUGGUGGAAUAGGCGGUGGCCCUGGAUUUGGCGGUGGCCCCGGAUUCGGACGUGGCGGCGGUGGUGGCGGCUCAGCCUCUUCGUCAGCAUCCGCCAGCUCUUCUGCCUCAGGUGGUGGUGGUGCCUCUUCGGCAUCUGCCUCUGCAUCUUCUUCUGCCGGAGGCGGUGGCUUCUUUGAAACAAUAUAUCAAUCUAGCAUUCGGAGCAAUAUGAAGAUCUUCAUCGUGCUGGCCCUGUUCAUUGCUGCCGCGGCGGCGCUGCCUCAAUUUGGAUUUGGAGGCCGACCUGGAUUUGGUGGCCCAGCAUUUGGUGGUCGACCUGGAUUUGGCGGCCCUGGAUUUGGCGGUCCUGGAUUUGGCGGCCCUGGAUUUGGCGGUAGACCAGGAUUUGGUGGCGGCCCUGGAUUUGGCAGUAGACCUGGAUUUGGUGGCCCUGGAUUUGGUGGCCCUGGAUUUAAUCGUGGUGGUGGCGGCGGCUCAGCCUCUUCGUCAGCCUCGGCUAGCUCUUCUGCCUCAGGUGGUGGUCGUGGUGGUGGUGCCUCUUCGGCGUCUGCCUCCGCAUCUUCUUCUGCCGGAGGCGGUGGCUUCCGUGGCUGAAGCUAUUUCGUCUGUGCCGCGUGCACCGACACAAAAUAUUCACUUAGUUGAUAAUAAAAUAUGUUAAAUAAAAUAGUAAAAUUAA
Drosophila mojavensis is the source of this 949-nucleotide messenger RNA. Its product is annotated as glycine-rich cell wall structural protein 1. The record is from RefSeq and is a predicted model, not a curated record. NCBI's taxonomy places the organism in Eukaryota, Metazoa, Arthropoda, Insecta, Diptera, Drosophilidae. The coding region runs from base 49 to 864 and encodes 271 amino acids. The transcript is spliced from 2 exons.